Molecule: messenger RNA, 1776 nt
Organism: Patiria miniata (bat star)
Lineage: Eukaryota; Metazoa; Echinodermata; Asteroidea; Valvatida; Asterinidae
Product: 2'-5'-oligoadenylate synthase 1A-like
Exons: 4
Coding region: 266-1363 (365 amino acids)
Biological process (GO): negative regulation of viral genome replication; defense response to virus; regulation of ribonuclease activity
Cellular component (GO): nucleoplasm; cytosol; membrane
Molecular function (GO): 2'-5'-oligoadenylate synthetase activity; double-stranded RNA binding
Source: RefSeq, a predicted model, not a curated record
AUAAGGCAAUGUUUCGGGGAUUCUGUACAAUUUCCAGUCUGGCUGCAGCAUCAGUACAUUAUGUCGAAUGGUUUCGUAUAUAAUGAUACGAAUUGCAGCAUGAUGUAAAACCCCCGCUCAAGACUUGGACUUUCUCUACAAGUCGCGUCACAAUUGUGUUCGUACACGCAUUCAGACAAAAGCCUAUCCAGACCUCGUGUCUGCACUUCUACCGAAGUACCAAGGAUUCUUUUGUUGUUAUUUUGUUUCGUGAAUCCGUGUUACGAUGGCUGCCGCUGCUGCUAAAGUCAUGGAAUUGCCUUGGUGCCAAUCCAUGGUUCCGAAGGAAUUGGAGACAUGGUAUCACAAGAACAUCGCAGACGGGACCACUGAUUUCGGCAAAGACUGCCGUUCUGCCAUUAAUAAGGUGGUAAAGUCCGUCCAGAACAUUUGCUCCACGAACCGCCUCCAGUUUACCCUUAGCAGGGUUGUUAAGGGUGGCUCUCUCGGUAAAGGCACUAUGCUCAAAGAUUUCUCUGAUGUGGACCUUGUCGCCUUCAUCAAACCGCCCCGAUUGAGAUCGUUCCUGGAUUUGGGCCCAGCCCCAGCGGUCUACAUACAGCAGCUCGACGGGAUCAUCCGGGAGCUAGAAGCGGCUCUGAAACAACUCCCCUUCGUUGAGGGCAUUAACAGGAACGUCUUCAUGAUCAACUUCACCAUCAACAACCUCGGCCCAGGAGGACGGUCCCUGGGAGUGGAUCUGCUGCCAACUGCCAACUGCGGUUGUGGGCAUGGCCGAGCUCAUGCCGACAUUUUCCGAGCCAUGCUGGCGUUGCCCAGCAGCUACGACCGGAAGUUCUUCUCUGCCUCACUGGUCGAGCACCAGCUGCGGUUCAUGGAGCAAAUACCCGGCCACGUCAAAGCCCUGAUCCGCUUGGUGAAGUACUGGGCUUACAAGUGCCUCCCGGACAAGCUGCACAAGUCCUACCCGCUGGAGCUGAUCACCAUCUACCGCUGGAAGAACGCUGGUGAGCCCCAGCGCAUCAGCAAGGCCCAAGGGCUGAAGGACGUGCUGCAGGUGCUCAGCAAUUUGAGAGGGUUGCGGCACUACUGGACGUUCCUCUACGACGCUGCACUGGCGAUUCAGGCCAUCACUCAGCUCGGCUGUGUCAAUCCAAUAGUUUUGGACCCAGCCAAUCCAACCAAAAACGUGUGCGAGGUUUACAAGGAGGGCAACAACAUCAAAACGAUCGAGGACGCCGCCCACGACACCCUCAAGUCCAAUCUUCUCAAGGACGUCGUUGUCUCUGCCAACUGGACAAUUUGCCGCCCCACCCCCACCCCCGGAAAAGCAACCAAAAACAAAAAAAACAAAAAAAAGUAGGGGAAAAAGCGGGGGCAAAGGAGGGACAAGAAAGAAAAAGCAGGCGCGAAGUUAUAUUGCUGUUAAUUAAAUGGGUUGCGGGGGAGGCAAAACGUCCCUGCCCACCCUCGAAAAUGAUAAAUCAAGAAUAUGCUUGAAAAUAACCACAAUGCGCUUUUGAUAUCAUUGUUCUCAUGAAUUGUUUCAUGAAUAAAUAUAUACUGGCCGGAUCGAAACUACAGAAUUAUUCAUGACUUGGACGUAACCAUCCUUGGAAUAAAAAUUACGCUGGCAGACACAAGAGGGCGCUGUUUGAUUUUGGUAAAGUUUACCCAAACCAAAUAGCGCCCUCCUUUUGCAUUUAUUGUGUCAGCUAUAAAUCAAUGUGAUCAACCGUAUCUAAGGCCCCCCAAAAAGUCUCCGGUUUCUGGUAU